Salarias fasciatus (jewelled blenny) is the source of this 1850-nucleotide messenger RNA. RefSeq lists its product as uncharacterized. The transcript has 5 exons. Lineage: Eukaryota; Metazoa; Chordata; Actinopteri; Blenniiformes; Blenniidae. The coding region runs from base 101 to 1138 and encodes 345 amino acids. Gene Ontology annotation, biological process: response to bacterium. The record is from RefSeq and is a predicted model, not a curated record.
UUCGGUGUCACAUGUUGUGAGCCAAUCAAAUGCAGCCCUGUUCCUGAGGGCAGGGAACCUGUUUUAGAUUCUUCACAUUGAUCAAGACGUCCACAUCACGAUGACAUCUUUGGCUUUUGCCCCAUAUCUAAUGUUUCUGUUUCUGUGGAGGAUAGUCUUGGCAAGUGACCUUCAGGUGUCCUUACACAUGUGCCAAGAGAGAGAAUUUAUAUCAAGGAGUGUUGGUGAGACUGUGACUUUGCCAUGCCGUGCUAAUCACAGCACAGCUCGCAUGUUCUUCUGGUACAAACAAACUCCUGGACAGAAGCUAAACCUCAUCGUUAAGCUCUACAAGUUUAAUCACGAAGGCGAGUUCAGUGAUGAAUUCAACAACAAUGAAAAAUAUUUGCUGGACACUAAAGGUGGAAGGUUUCACUUGACGAUCUCAGAUUUACAGAUUUCAGACUCUGCGACGUACUUUUGCAUGGGCAGUAGUGCACACAUGGUAGGAUUUGGAGAGGGCGCCACGGUCAGUGUGAAGGGUUCAGGUUUGGACGUUAAAACGUUGCUUUACCAGUCAGAAUCGGAGACAUUCCAGCCAGAAGAUGAUGUGUCUUUGAACUGUACAGUACACACCGAUAAUGCUAAUGGAAGCCAGAGCAUUUACUGGUAUAGAAACACAGAAGAACCCAGUCCAGGAUUAUUUUAUGUCAAUGAAGGCAAGAAUGAUCAGCAACAGAUGAACGCAAGCACUCAAACGUGUGUGUACCACCAACCAAGUGAGAAUUGGACUCAUACUGGGACUGAUGCCUGUGCUGUUGCCUCGUGCGGACUUGUACUGUUUGGCAAUGGGCCCAAGUUAAAAGAUGAAGUGAGUUGUCCCUCUUCUCUGGUGUAUAUUUUGAGUGGAGCUUUGGUGUUCACCAUCACUCUCAGUCUUUUAUUGGCUUUCUUGGUCUACAAGUUGAAGAAAAGAGACCACUGUCACUGUACAGGACUGACGACAACAAACUUGGAUUCUGCCACAAAUAGCGUAGAGGGUCAUCAAGAUGCCGAUCAUCUCCAUUAUGCUGCUCUGAGGAAACAAACGUUCAAACGACCCAGAAAGCAGACGAAUGAUUCCAUCACUGAAUGUGUGUACUCCAGUGUAAAGCAGUAAAGAUUCACUCAUUUCACAAAAGUUGUAUAUUUCUUUAAAAAUUAAAAAAAGAAAACUGCUUUCAAGACCACAUAAGAACUGAUUGUCAAUAGAAAGAGUUGAAUAGCUGCACAAUGACUUUUUCAAGCUUGUUCUAUUAGUAUUAUUUUAUCAGCACCUCUUCUAUCUCUCUCUCCAAGUGUGGUUCUAAUGAAAACUGUUUCAUCUGUAUUUCACUGGUUCCCACCACGCAUAACUUUUUGCAUUUAGUACCAAAACUUUCAAUUCUGAUUUCAUUUGACCAGAACAUUUUCCUCUGCAACUUGGCUGUGUCCGCAACGUGUCUUGCGGCAAACUGCAGAUGGGACCUACGAUGGCUUUGUUUCAGUAACAGUUCUCUUCUUGCCACUCCUGCAUAAAUGUGCAUUUUGUGGGUGCACAGCUGAGAGAUAGCUGUAAAUAGAUUGUCCCAUCGAAGUUGUGGAUCUCUGCAGCUCAGCCAGACUAAUCCAGUACAUUUACUGAGAUUAGGCUGCACACAGGUGGCUUCAUUUAAGAAUUUGGUGGCUUCUGAAGACACUUGUUUACACUGGAUUCUAUUUUGGGGGAUCAGAGUGAAUGGGUAUUUUCAUUUUUUUAUUUGUAAACAAAUCUAAAAACCACUUCCUUCCCAAUGAUGCUGAACACUGUGUUGCUCCAUAUAAAAUCUCAAUAAAAUACUUUUACAUGUGUG